UACGGCAACUAUCUACCAUUGGUGUACAUCAUGGCAUCCAACACUUUCGAUCCCGAACAUGUCAAUCUCUCGACUGCCGAUCAGGCUCAAGUUGUUUGUGCGUUGAAUGCAUCCGGUAACGAGUAUGACGGCAAACUCGGUGCCAGAGUCUCGUCGAUUUUCGUCAUCUGGAUCAUCUCGACUCUCGUCACAAUAUUUCCCGUUGCCGCAAAGCGCAUUCCCCUUCAUGUGUAUCUGUUUGCACGAUUUNUUGGCGCUGGUGUCAUUGUCGCAACUGCUUUCAUCCAUCUCCUCGAUCCUGCCUACGGAGAAAUUGGGUAUGUUCUAUGUCAAGUCAUCGAAGAUCAUAACGGUCUGCUGAUGACUGAACCAGGCNCCAACACAUGCGUUGGUAUGACUGGUGGUUGGGCCCAAUACUCCUGGGUGCCAGCCAUAGCUCUGACGGCAGUCGCUGUCAUCUUCCUGAUAGAUCUCGUUGCAGAGCGAUAUGUCGAGAUCAAGUACGGUAUUCAGCACCAGCAUGUUUCAUUGCAAGAUGAGGUCACAGGUCGCACUAAUUCUCGGGUGCCGCAUCCAGAAGAAGAUGUCGAACAAAGCACAAUGGACAUCACAAAUAUCGAGAAACACCAAUUCCGUACACAAUUUGCCGCUUUCCUGAUCCUUGAAUUCGGUGUCAUCUUCCACUCCGUCGUGAUUGGCCUCAAUCUGGGCGUGGCCGGAGAAGAGUUCUCGACGCUCUAUGUCGUCCUCGUGUUCCAUCAAUCGUUCGAGGGUUUAGGUAUUGGUGCCAGACUCUCCGACAUACCCUUCCCAGCACGCCUGCGCGGAUGGCUUCCUUGGCUCUUGUGCAUCGCAUACGGUCUUGCUACCCCCAUCUGUAUUGCCAUUGGUCUUGAUUUGCGCACAACUUACAACCCCAACUCGUUCACAGCCAACGUUGUCAGCGGUAUACUUGACUCGAUUAGUGCAGGCAUCCUGAUCUACACUGGUCUUGUUGAGCUGCUAGCCAGGGACUUCAUUUUCGACCCCAACAGAACCAAGGACAACAAGCGUCUCACCUUCAUGGUUGUUUCGUUCCUGCUCGGUGCUGGUAUCAUGGCUUUGCUUGGUAAGUGGGCGUAG
Messenger RNA from Aureobasidium vineae, 1122 nucleotides. The record is from the annotation of a GenBank genome assembly. NCBI's taxonomy places the organism in Eukaryota, Fungi, Ascomycota, Dothideomycetes, Dothideales, Saccotheciaceae.